CGAAAAUCAUCGCUUCGCUUCGCUUCACGCUGCCUUUGCCUCAUACAAGGCACUCCUGCAAAUCGCACUGUGCUUCUAGUGCAGCGCUUUCUCCCCUUUUGAACGGCGACAUUGACCAUCUAACCAUGGACCCUUACGACAGCGACUCUUCCUUCGACGAUGAGGGGGAUUUCACCGAGACCGGCGUGCUCUUGGGCUACGCCGCAGAUGAGAUUGUAGACGACACAAUCAGCCACCUUGGAGGACGUCCGACCUGGCUCGACGACGCUACCCCGCCUCCCGGCGAAUUCGCCAAAUGCAAAGUCUGCAACUCGCCUAUGCUUCUCCUCCUCGAACUACAUGGCGACCUUCCCGACGACUUUCCCGAUGAUGAGCGACGUCUGUACAUCUUCGCAUGUCCCAGGAAGCCCUGCAACCGCAAGCCCGGCAGCAUCAGAGCCCUGCGCGCUACCCGCAAGCUGAAGAGCGAACCCGCCCCCCGGCCCGCAAAGGAGGAAGUCAAUGAGAUUCCGACCGAAGCCCCUGUGGAGGAAGAAGAAGAAAAAGAACAGAAGCCAAAGAGCGAGGCCCCCAAGCCGGAUCUCGGCGCAAGCCUAUUCGGUUCCUCCUCCCUGACAGGCAGUGUCUCCGCCAACGCCAACCCAUUCUCCCUCGGUGGUAGUGGUAACAGCAACCCAUUCUCCAGCAACAACAACAGCAACAGCAACAGCAACCCAUUUGCCGCCCCCGCCCCCUCCCCUGGCCUAGCCGUCAAACCAUCCACCCCGGCCUCAACGACCGCCGCUGCCGCCAAUUCUCUCUCCGAUUCCUUCGCCGACAAAGUCCGGGUUUCCUCCCCACCCCCAGCAGCAGCAUCUCUUCUCAAGACUCUCACUCCGCCCGAGGAAAGCCCCAGCCCCGCAACCCCCUGGCCCGCCGAUUCCGACUUCCCCGCCCCCUACCCGCAAUUCUACCUCGAUGCCGAAUACGAGACGCUAUCGCGGCCGUCGACGCCCACAAUCCCCGACAACGUGACGAUCGACAACAGUGAAGACCCCAGCGGCGGCGGCGGGGCCGACCUCAAGGACGCCUUCGAGUCCGAGCUCGACAAGGCCUUCAUGCGCUUCUCCACCCGCCUCGGUCACAACCCGGAGCAGAUCCUCCGGUACCAGUUCCGCGGCACCCCGUUGCUCUACUCCCACACCGAUUCCAUCGGCAAGCGCCUGCACGAGGUCAUCGCGCACAAACCCGCCAACACCAAGAUCGCCACGACGGGAGGAGCCCCAUCUCUCUCUAGCUGCAUCCCGCGCUGUGAGUACUGCGGCAGCGAGCGCGUAUUUGAGUUCCAGCUCGUGCCGCACGCGAUCAGUGUGCUCGAGGACGGCCGCGAGGGCGUUGGCCUGGGUGAUGCUGGCAUGGAGUGGGGGACGAUCAUGUUGGCGGUGUGUAGCCGGGACUGUGGGCCCAAGGAGAUCGGAGUCGUGGGAUACCGUGAGGAGUGGGCGGGCGUGCAGUGGGAGGAGGCUGCUAAAUAGAUCUUCACGUCUUCCUCCUCGGCCUUUCCACCUCACUGCUACUCUCUGCCUAUACCUUACGCGUGACCCAUGAUGUUCUGAUAUUGAUGAUGACCAGCUAUAUACACAUACUCUUCCAUAUUCAUAGACACAUACCUCGAGCUGUUUUGCUCCUUGAAAAUGAAAAGUUUAUUUUAUUCGAU
Aspergillus saccharolyticus JOP 1030-1 is the source of this 1696-nucleotide messenger RNA. Its product is annotated as small subunit rRNA maturation protein TSR4. The transcript is spliced from 2 exons. Gene Ontology annotation, cellular component: cytoplasm. Lineage: Eukaryota; Fungi; Ascomycota; Eurotiomycetes; Eurotiales; Aspergillaceae. Bases 126 to 1514 code for a protein of 462 amino acids. Gene Ontology annotation, biological process: maturation of SSU-rRNA. The record is from RefSeq and is a predicted model, not a curated record.